Mollisia scopiformis is the source of this 2355-nucleotide messenger RNA. RefSeq lists its product as uncharacterized. The transcript has 2 exons. Lineage: Eukaryota; Fungi; Ascomycota; Leotiomycetes; Helotiales; Mollisiaceae. The record is from RefSeq and is a predicted model, not a curated record. The coding region runs from base 190 to 1983 and encodes 597 amino acids.
GCAAGCUUGAAUUGUCCAUCCCGACCUGCGAACCUCCAAACUUCCUCCAGAUCCCCUCAUUCCUCAUCUCUUCGAUCUUCUCUUCAUCUUCUCCCCAUUGAUGAGCGCCUACAAGCUUACUUGCUUUCUACAAGUAACCACAAUCGUUGAUGCGACAUUAAAUACUCGAAAGAGCCGCCUGCUGAAGAGAUGGCCGAGCAAAUGGGUACCCCUGGAUCCAAUGCGGACACCUCAGUGAACGGAUCCAAGACGUCUGCACCGAAAGACAAAGCUUGUCCGUUUUGCAAUCAGCAAUUCACUUCCUCAUCCCUCGGACGGCAUCUCGAUCUCUACAUAAAGGAGAAGAACCCCAAGCCGGCAGAUGGGAUACACGAUGUGGUCGAGAUUAGGAAACUUCGAGGGGGUAUCACACGGAGACAACCUCGGAACUCGACCUCCAGGAGGGAGGACUCUACACCUGCUGCCACACCUGGAGCUCAAGAACGAAGGAGUCCACGUCCUGAGUCUGACAGGCAAGGGAACAGAUCUCCAAGUCUGAGGAGGGAGGAUAAUGGUCCAGUGGAUACGGUCAACUUUAGGGGCAAGCCAAGUUUCUUUAUAAACAAGGGCACAUGGGAGUCUACUGGUGUCAUGAACCAUAUUCCAGCGCCUCGGAACAAUAGUGAUGCUCGGAGCUGGGAUGGCGAAGAUAGGGAAGCUGCCAGGAGAAUGGAACCCAGAAGCAGAUCUGUGAGCAAGCAAAUGCUGGCAAAGACAACAUUUGAGCAGAAGCAGAAGAUGAUGGACGCACUGGACAAUGCCAAAGCUGCUGAGCUGGCUUUGAGAGAACUGUUGGGGUCCAUGCGAGCAGCAAAACAACGGAUCGAAGGUCCCUCGAUUUUCGACUACGACCCUCUGACUCUCGACUUUCCAGCUCUUUGUCUGCACUGCCUGCCACCACCUCCGACUCUUCAUACCUCCUCUCCAAUACCAACUAGUACAUCAUGGUCUAUUCUCCCACCAUCGGACGGACAGUAUCAAGCCCUGCGGUCCCAUUUUGUCUCUGAAUUCCACCGCUACCGUAUCUCCUGCGCUAUAGCCACCACGACUCGAUCAGAUGACCUCUCGUACCCUCCUCAGCCGGCUCUAUUCGACACAAGCGACCUAGCUGAGAUCACUGCUCGAGCAGAAGCCCAAGCGAACGAGCUAGAAACCAAGAUAUCGGAACAUCUCCACGCAGUAUUCGGACAUUGGAAUUCCCUCCCCGUACAAAGGCGUACAGAAAUCUGGACACUGGAAUUGGCUCGCAGCGUUGGUAAAAAGUCGGAAGAACUGUCAAAACUCAAGAAAGACAAGGAGUAUGCACAGCAAGAGGCAACACACCUGAAACAACAAGUUGAGGAAUUAUCACGAUUACAGCAUCCAAGGGAGUAUAAGAUCAGUCCUCCUACGACCGUUCCUUGCGACAGAGAACUUAUCACCACACUCGCAGACAUGAGAAUGUCGAUCCAAGGAGUAGGAUUCAGUCUGAUUGACCGGAACGUUGAUCUUGACACCGCCAUCGAGCGAGCCGUUGGACGAUGGAAAGGAGUCGUCCGCGAAGCGAGAGGUGGCGGCGGAUUAAGUGGUCAAAGAAGUCUCAGUGGGGAGUCCUCAGCUGCUCCUCCAAACUCGUCAGGAUCAAACCCCACCCCAACCAUUAGCAUGAAAUACGCGAGCACGAACGGGAACGGGAAUGGCGUUACGAGCGGAGGCGACGGUAUGGGAAGUGAUGCAGACGCCGAUGCUGAUGCCGAUAUGGAAGAAGAUGAUGACGCUGUCGAGAUGUCUUAUGCUCCGCAACAGGAACAGGGCAGAGCACCUGAAGCUCCGAUGGCUGGAUCCACCAACUUCCGCCUCGCAAAUGGGAACGUGAAUACUGGUGGGAAUGGACAGCAAGGGAGAGCCAUGGAAGGAAUCGAGAAUCAAGUCGUCCAGCAAGGUUAUGUGCGGAUUGGGGCAUGAACCUACUCUCCUCGUCGAUACCAUGAUGGCCAACAGCACAUCACAUCACAUCUUCUCCUGGCUCACGAACAACCAAACCAAGAACAUGCUCUCCACCAACAUGCCCACCAUCCAGCAUCAGCACCAGGAUUAAUGAACACCAACCAAGCCACCAAGGAAGUUUAAGAUAAAUCAUUCACGCAGCGACGACUUUUUCAUGUACAGUACAAUGUGGCAUUUGCAUCGCGUUGCUUUACUUCUCUCCUUCCGCCUUCAGGAGAGGAGAUACCUUUUUAUGACUUUAAUGGGCGUUGUGUAUUAUAGAAAUCAAAAUUCGGUUGGGUGGAAUAGGGUUUGGUGGGAUUGAGUGAUAUAUAGUGUAAUUGAAUGAGG